AUGACUCAACCUACAAUGCCGUGUCCCAUUUCAGGUGGUGGAUGGUCGAUGCAACCAUUGACAUCGUCGGAGGCCAGCAUUUGGUUGCGAGAGCUUGCGGGGUACCAUGUUGUGCCAGGGGAUAAAAGUGCAUUGGAGUAUUCUCGAGAUGCAGCCUCACCUAUUUUGAGGCAGAUUGAGGCUAUUUUUAUGUCUGUCAGGGCAGGCAUCUUUGCACCUGAUGCACCUCGUUCACAACGGUGGUCUGGAGCCUAUACCUUGGAUGAAGCUGUCAAGUUAGCCUCAUGCCAACAUGGUCCUUACGAUGCUGUUUCUCUUUUUGGAAAUUUGAACACCACAGUUUUGGAAGAUGGUCAUGUUGCUUCAAGUGGAGUUGAACCUGAAGAGCCAGAGCGCGUGUCCUCUCCGGUGCUUGGACCUCAAAGUGAAGAAGGACUUGUUUCUUCACAACCAUGGCAUGAUGAAAUGACUCUUGCAGAACUUGGAAAGAUAAAAGCUUAUGUUGCUGAAGUUGAGUCUUCAAUGUGUCAACAGUUUCAGCUUAGUGAUGCAAGUGACGUAUCUGAUUCAGUGAGCUCAUCGUGUGACGGUGACAGUGACUCUGAUGAUGCUCAGCGUCGAGUGGAGCUGGACGGUGGGCGCAACUCCAGAGACCUUGUAGCGCCCUCGGACAUUGCUGGGAAGAAGUGUUUCAGACUUGUCAAGUCAAAGAAACUGCAUCUUGUUGAGAAGUGCGUCAGUGGUUCUGAAGUUUUCAAAUGCGGACGUAAAUGCAAUUCAAACUAUGAGAAGCUGGAGUGUAUACGGCUCUCCAGUGAAGCCUACACAGCCUUGCAGAGAAAGGGCUGGAACACGUUUGGGAGCUAUGCCUUCUCCAUUUCUACAAAUCCUGCACAGAUCUCAGAUGACGACUUUGACAACAAGGUAUCAAUCCCUUUGUUGGGAGGAGCAGACCAUGGAGAGGCGGCACUGCUGCGGAGGCUUCUUUUUGAAAGUUACACUCUCACAGCAACGGAGUUGAGAAGGAAAGCCGAUACCAGCGAAGCUGACGGCCCAAAGAAACUUCCUGUGCAAGAGAUUGCAUCUCGCUUUGCUGCCCUGGAGGGCAAGUUAGCCCCACUGAAGUACAUUGAAUGGGCAAAAUGCACCAGCAGGGCCUCCGAGCUUAACAACAUCAAAGAGCAGGCCAAUCUCAAAGUAUGGAAGGCAGACUCUUCAGGGACUAUAAAGCAGUCAGAGGCUGAAAGCUCUCUGAGGUGCAGCAUCAGCAGUGAGCUAGACGUGCUCAACGCACUUCGCCGUCGUGGAGCGGCAUAUGAGCUUUCAAAGCUCAUGAGCUAUGAGGUUCACGACACGAUCAUCAACUUGCUUUUCAAUGAACUACAACGUGAACCUUUGGAAGGAUUCAAGCAGCCAACAAUGAAUCAGCUGGCCGCUGCAGACCGGGAAAUCCAUCUACGCUUAGCAGAGCGUACGCGGUCAGGCCUACCUUUGGGCCCAUCUGGAGAGUUGCCACUGGACAAGUGGGUUCCUGAGGUGUUGUUGCUUCCUUCGGUGAUGUGGCUCCUCAUGCCGAAGCAGAAGGCGCUGGUGGCUGACAAACCCACCGCUGGAAAUCCAAGUGCAAACGCAGGCCCAAAGAGGACGCAACCUCCACCUGACAGAAAGGUGAACCCAAAGAAUGGCAAGUUCGACAAGUUCAAGAACAGACGUGGGUCCAAGACGCCCAUGCCAGUGCAACUCAGAGGUGGGACGCCAGUGGACGCCGAAGGGCGAGCCAUAUGCUAUGGUUUCAAUCUUGGCGAAGGCCUCACCAAAGUUUGGGGCACUGGAAGUUGGAAGCUUCAGGCCAUGUUCAAGAUGGGCGCAAGCCCGCUCCGUUUCUACUUGAACUUUUUUGUGGAACAGCAGGUGUAUGUGCACAGUUCAGAUUACAAGGAGGCAGAGCAUUGGGUGCAUACCAGUGAAAAGGAAAUUGGCGUGAGCCGAGCAAAAGUCCUGGCCGCAAACUGCCUCUACAAGUUUUCUGCAGAGAUAGUGUUACUGUGCGACUCACUCAACAUACCUUUCACUGUGGAGAAUCCAGCAAACAGCCUUAUGUGGAAGACACCUUUCUUUAAACCUUUGCUGCUGCGUUAUUUUUUCCACGUGGUCGAUGCCUGCGAGUAUGGAUCCGAUCACAAGAAAGCCACUGGUUUUUUGGCCAACUUUGAUGCACCGCGUUUACAACAAAGGUGCAAAGGAGAUCACGAUCACAAAGCAUGGUCCAUUCGCAGAUCGGAGGAUGGUGAAUGGAAGUUUGACACGGCUGCUGAGGCUGAAUACCCGAGCAAGUUGGCACGUGAAUUGGCAGCCUCUUUCAUUGACAAAAUGAUGCAGUCUGGUAAGUUUCAAUUGCAUGAAGAAGUGGAGGACUACGCCAUUAAGGUGUCAGCAGGUGCACAGCCGAGACGGACCAGAGGUCUCCUUUUGUUGUCAGAAUACAAGUCCAAAGUCGAAAUCACCUGCAAGCCAUCAGACUUGCCACCUGCGACAAUCCCCAUGGACGCAGAACCACCAUGGCAGGGCAUCCCAGUAGGUGCCAAGCUGUUAGAUUCCAAGCCGGUGCAAGUAGAAAAUGGGGAAGAAGGCCGGCUGAAGGUAGAGUAUGGCAUACACUUUUCACCAGCUGAGUUUAUUGAGAAAGCCAAGGAGCUGCGACACCCGUUUGACAUGCCAUUGCCGCUGGAAGAGACCAACAUGGCGUCGAUAGCCUUCAUUUUGAGCGAAGGGCCUUUGAGAGUUGCAAAAUACAGGACAGACAUGUUGAACCACUAUCUGGCACGUGCAAAGGCCUUGCAUGCUCAGGAACGGGCACUACAUGAAAGCUUGGAUGAACAGAUCAGACCUGUCAUGGCGUCCAAACGCCUCUUGCUCUUUAAGGAGAUGAUGGACGACGCUGGGGUACAAGACAAAGAGCUUUUUUCAGACAUGUGCAAUGGUUUUCGUUUGGUAGGAGACCUGCAGCCUUCAGGACAGUUCCAACAGCAAUGGAAGCCGGCAACACUGGGAGUGGAGCAGUUGCAACAGACUGCGAUUUGGGCUCAGAAGGCAGUAGUCUCCUCGUGCAGAAGGUGCGAUGAGGACAGGGAAAUUGCGGAAGCAGUCUGGGCAGAGACCUUGGAUCAGGCAUCAGCUGAAAAACAGUGGGUUCGUGGACCUUUCACUGCAGAGCAGGUCACGGAAAGACAAGGACGCCAUUGGAUCCCCGCAAAACGCUUUGGAGUUAAACAGGGCGGCAAAGUGAGGCCUGUGGACGAUUUUUCCCAGUACCUCAUAAACGCUGCUGUGACCUGUCAUGAGAAGAUUGACCUGGAAGGCAUCGACCACAUAGGCUCCACAGCUAGGUUUUUUCUUGGUGCCUCGCAAGAGGAUGGAUCGUGGCAGCUUCCUUUUGGAGAUGGUGUCAGUUAUGGGCAAAAGUCAUCAACUUGGUCCGAUGCCGAAUGUGCGGACCUCCAAGGCAGAUGCUUGGACCUUCGCCAAGCAUACAAGCAAUUAGUGCGACACCCAGAUGACUCCUGGGCUUCAAUAUUGGCAGUGCUGAAUCCCGAUGAUGGAUGCGUUUACUUUUUCGAGGCCGUGGCCUUGCCAUUUGGGGCGGUGAGUUCAGUAUGGGCGUUCAAUCGAGCAGCCCGUGCACUACGCACUAUACUGGCCAGGCUAUUGAAACUGGUCGUCACAAACUUCUUCGACGACUUCUGCCAGUUGGAGCUGGGUGUGUUAACAACCUCAGCAUGGAACACGGCAGAGUUGGUCAUGCAGCUGCUAGGAUGGGAAGUUUCUACAGGAGAAGAAAAAAGACGGCCCUUUUCGAAGUCAUUCGAGAUCUUAGGAGCCAUAGUCAGCUUCCCUAUGGACCAGACAGGUGUUGUCACUGUCUGCAACAAGGAGUCACGACUGGAACAGUUGAAGCUGCAGCUGAUGGAGCUGCGUGAAGCUCAAGGCACGGCCAUUUCCAGGACGAAGGUCGAGUCGUUGAAGGGCAAGCUGCUAUACGCGGCAGGGCACACCUACGGGAGGUGCACCCAGCUGGCCUGCCAGCUGUUGCACCGUUUUAGUGGCAUGGGGUCUAUGGUGCAAGUUACGGCUGAACUAGUGCAUGCCACCUCACAUGCGUUGGAGCUCUUGGCGCAGGCCAAACCCAGGCGUAUCACGGCCUGGUGCGAUGUGCCCCCAGUACUGGUUUUUACAGAUGGUGCCGCAGAAGAUGACAUGGCUCGGGUGACACAUGGUGCCCUGAUCUUGGAUCCCUGGUCAGGUCAGGCCUUUUACUUCGGAGACCACAUCGCCACGGCCUUUGUGGAAUUCUGGACAAGGGCAGGCAAGCGACAGGUUAUCUCACAGGCCGAAAUAUUUCCGGUCCUAGUGGCAAAGGAGACGUGGGGCCACAUCCUAGAGAACAGGAGCGUGUUGUGGUUCUUGGACAACGACUCUGCCAGACAGUCGUUGGUGAGGAACUUUUCACCCGUGCUGGAUAACUUUUGCCUGCUCCAGUUCAACGCUCAGCUAGACAUGUUGGUGCAAGCGCGCCAUUGGUACGCGCGGGUGCCAUCGAAGAGCAAUCCUUCAGACGAUGCAUCAAGGCUGGACUUCAGCCCAUACAACUUUGCUGAAAAAUCCACUCCAUGUUACACACUGGCCAUGGAGGCGCUCAAAAGCUUUCAGCCACGUUUCUCCGGCCGGGUUGCGGCCAUAUGCUUUCCCAGCAAUCCUUUCAAGUUCAGCGGUACGUCGGACCUGGCGAGCGCUUUCCAGAGCGACUUCUUUGAGGCUGUGAAGGUCUGUGCCUGUCGUGGUUCGUUUGGAGCCCACGCCAAUUGCUUGGUGAAUUUGGCCAUCAGCCGAUGGCCGAAACUGGAAGUUUGGCGGAGCUGCAGGAUCUGUGGCCAAGUCUAUGUUGGAGUUGCCCGCCUGUCUCUGGCCCAGGCCCUCUUUGCCAAGGUCCGUUGGAAAACUGGCAGUCAGAGCGUUCUGCGUCAAUGGGUCGUGCAGAACCUGAUCUGUGCCCUGUAUGAAGUGGGAAGGUAUCAGGAGGCCGCACAACGUGCCAAAAGCGCACUGGACAGCUAUGCCAAGAUGUCCAAAUUGAAGCAUCCCAGAGCCCUCAGAGUUGCCACGAUCUAUGCCAGUUCCCUGCGUGAAAUGGGUAGAUAUGAAGAGGCCGUCACCUUGCAACGACAGACCUUGGCGCAGCAGCGCAGUACGUUGGGAAAUGAACAUCCAGAUGCGAUCAUUUCGGCUAACAACCUGACCAGUUCCUUGAGCCUGUUGGGCAAGAGAGAAGAAGCCACCACGCUUUCACGGCAAACCUUGGAAGUGAUGAAACGCUUCUUUGGGGAGACCCAUCCGGACGCCCUGAUCGCUGCCAGCAACUUGGCGGCGCUGCUGCAGGAAGACGGCGUAUACGAAGAGUCUGCUGAGGUGGCCAGACGAACGCUUGACAUCCAGCGACCACUACUCGGACCGGAGCAUCCUGAUGUGCUGUGCACCAUCAACAAUCUGGCGGCUGCUUUGCACAUGCAGGGCAAGCGCUCCGAGGCAAUCUUCUUCCAGCAGGAGACCUUUGACAUUCGCCGGCGUACUUUGGGCCUUGGAAAUGUGGAGACAUUGGUGGCCGCACACAACUUGGCCAGCAUGCUGCAGCAGCAGGGCCGCUAUGCAAAGGCAGCUUCACUGCAGCGUGAGACAUGGGAGGUCUUGGUUUGCACUAUGGGACCCCGACAUCCAGACACAUUGACAGUGAAGAGUGCUUUGGCGUCGACUUUGGAACAGCAGGGACACCUGAUUGAAGCAGAGCAGCUGGGUCGUGAAGCCCAUGAACAAGAGGAAGAGGCGCUUGGGCGCAAGCACCCGCGCACCCUCGGCAGUGCGCACAACCUCAGUAACAUCCUGAGGGAGCGAGGCCAGUACCGGAAGGCCGUGAAGCUGCUUGAGGAGACCAAAGCAUCACUGGAGGAGGUCUGUGGAGUGUAUCAUCCGCGAAGUCUGGUAGCGGCGUGCACUUUGGCGAACCUCCUCCUGAAGAUGGGCCGCUUCCAACGUGCCCUGAUGCUGGUAGUACCAGCUCGGAGACUGCAGGAAAAGUCUUUGGGUGCGAAACAUCCUCAUGUUGCAGCAAGCACCUGCAUCGUUGCAGCUGCACUACGUGACUUGGCACGAGUGCAUGAAGGUGCCACUCUGCCAAAAAUCCUGGAAAAAACAGACCUUCCAGAGCUGGAGACUCGAAGCGCUGCAGCGGCUGCUCUGCAUUUGGCUCAGCAAGCCCUGUCCAUCCAGCAGGAGAUCUUGGGAGCAAAGCAUCCCAACACCUUGGACGGGAAGUUGCUUCUGGCCGAGUGCUUAUUGGACCUGGGAAGACGGAAGGAAGCAUAUGCAGCUGCCUUGUUCGCUUUUCGGGUGAGACGUCGUGGCUUUGGGAAGCAACAUCCCAGAACGCUUUCAGCGGCAAUCAUCUUAGCGGCAGCACUAGGAAGGCAACAGCGUGGACAGGCCAAGCAACUCCUUCGCGGAGCCCUUCGGGUGUUGUUCAAGGAGCGCGGCCGAGUUCAUCCUUUAACGCUGAGUACCAUCAGCGAUCUCUUGGCACUGCAAUCGGCCCCUCCAGGGAAGAUUUGGCGUGUCUGGCAGGCUCAACGUCAGCUCCUGGGCCCACGGCAUCCAGACGUGUGUUGCAGUGCUCUGCGCAUGGUCGAGGCAAGAAAGCAUAGUUGUCGCAAGCGCAAAAUGGCGCCAAGCAGCACAGCAAAUGCUGAGCCAGAGACCAAAAAGUUUGGUUCGUUGAGGUACGUCUGCGCGCCCAAUUUCUGGGAGGACUUGCGCAGCACCCUGCAGGCCAUCGAGCAGCGUCGCGAUGAACGCGGCAAACUGAAAGCCCAGCAGUUGCUGAAGCAGAUCGCCCGUUUGGAAGUGAAGUUCUGGGCAAAGGCCAGUGUGGCUAUGCUGAAAGAACUUGAUGCGGAAUCGCGGCUGGAGAGAAUCGUGGACUGGCUGCAGACCUUCGGUGAUGGGGACUCGGAAGACAGCUCCUCGGGGCCAGCAGUGCUGUUUCAGGUUUUGAGUGAUGUCACCCUGCAGAAGGAUUUUGAGGCUCCUCAGAGAGAAGCUCUUUCUGCAGCAGUGCGAGACAAUCUUCCAAAAUUUCCGGUCGAAAUGCAGGCGCUGUUGGAGCGCGUGGGCAGCUUGACCGAACCACGAUCCUUUGCAGUUCCAGACUGGCGGAGGAGGCAUCAGCCAACGCAGCUGGAUGCUCCCACCUUGGGUCCUGGGGCGAAGCUAUUAUUUGGUGUGGGGCCACAGGAUGAGCUGGGUGAUGCACAGGUACCAAAGACAAGUACCUCUGCAGAUCCAGCAGCCGAUGGUCACACGCCACCGGAGGAGAUUCCGGUGAUCUCUGUUGAGGACGAGGCGGCCAAUGCAGAGAUUGUACAAAGACUUUUGCAGAAGGAAUUGGCGGAGGAAGCGCCCGUUGGUGGUUCUGAUGCUCAAGUGGAGGAACAGCCUGCGUCCCUUCCACACUCUGCAGAUCCAUUUGCUGAUCUGCUGGGGACUAUCAUGUCGUGGCUGCAGCAGGCUGGAGGAACCCUGGAAAGAGAGGCAGUUUUGCCUCUGAUCAAGGCAAUGGGCUUCAGGAUUAGAGCUGUGAUCCAAGCACUCUCGCAAGAUGUCUUUUGGUCGCAUCCGGAAGCUGAAUGCGAGAUACUGCUGCGGACACAAGCUGGGGCUGCACUCCAUCCAAAGCCUUUGCCGAGUAACUACUUGCAUGACACAGUGAGGCGAAAUCUGGUCUCACAUGUGAAACAGAUGGGCUCCAAAGCCAAGUACGACAAGUUGGCCGGGCUCUUGGGCUGGAAUGCCAAGUCGGAGCUGCGAAGAACGUACGGUGCUCUGCGGAUCGUUUUGUCCGGCCUGCACGAGAUCUUCUAUGACUCCACGAAGCUCUACCUGAAACAGGUUCUUGAAGGGGUAGUUGACUGGCCUGUCAACAAAGAUGGGCGAAUAGGACCAAACUCUAACAAGGACAUCAUUCAGCACUGGACACGUGCUUGCGAUGAUUUGAAAGGUGCUGGAGACAUUGAUUGGUUCAAUGCCAAACGACAACUCUUGGGUGUGGUGAUGCAACAGGGCGGCCGCCUAGACGUACAGGUGGCGCGAUUUCUCAUCAACCCGGCAGGAGAACAGGCCACCCUUGAGCGGGUUUUUGAGGCUGGCUCCAAGUACGAUCUCACCAAGGUGCUGUUUUGGGAGCCGCGGCGCGUCUUUCGAAGAUGGCAACCCAUGGCCGUGGAAGACGCACAGGGCGACCCAGAGCUGCAGCAAGCGCUUCUGAAGGUGAUCCGGGCCAAGGGCUCUGCGUCUCUGGAUGAGCUCAAGGCUGCCUUGGAAGAAGUGGGGACGAAGGUGGGCAUCCCGAUGAUUCUUUGA
Molecule: messenger RNA, 8463 nt
Organism: Cladocopium goreaui
Lineage: Eukaryota; Dinophyceae; Suessiales; Symbiodiniaceae
Source: the annotation of a GenBank genome assembly